Messenger RNA from Anopheles merus, 5058 nucleotides. RefSeq names its product kinetochore protein spc7. Lineage: Eukaryota; Metazoa; Arthropoda; Insecta; Diptera; Culicidae. The transcript is spliced from 9 exons. The record is from RefSeq and is a predicted model, not a curated record. Bases 1423 to 4677 code for a protein of 1084 amino acids. Gene Ontology annotation, molecular function: protein binding.
AUGCAAGCCGCAGAGUCGAACGCAGUCGUGCCUCUUCGCGCGCGUGAACGGAAUUGAUUGUUCGGUUUUGGGUCUUGUCUUUCGAUAUUCUCGCCCCUACACGUACUCCAUCGCCUCAGUGCAGUGCUACGGACGAUCGGGUACGGUACACCAAAACAAAAAUUUAUCAAAACGGAAGUGAAGACAUCACCCGAGGGACAGAUCACAGUGAAAGAUCUUGUUGUACGUAGAUAACAAACCCACAGUUGCUUUUGCUGCAAAAAUUUUGAACGCAAACGCAUUCACCUGCCAAGUGUCACCCUCCCCUUGAGCGAAGCGUUUAACCCGUGCGAUCUCCUCCCGAUUUCGUUCAAUUUGUAGUGUCGGCAGCGCGUAACGAGAAACGGCGAAUUCCUAUCCGAUCUGCGAGUACCGUGCAAUCGUUGCGAAUUUUCGGGCUCGGUGUUGGUGUGUUUGUGAUACAGUGCAGGAGGGAUAAGAUAGAGAGGAAAACAAAACGGCCUCUCAAAACAGGCAACAGCAGUUGCCUACAGAAAAGUGCAAGCUUUCCCCCACGCACGGCGCUCGAAACGGCGGGCGCGCACACCAUUAGAGAAGGAGAGCCCCCCCUCGCUUGCAGGGCGAUUAGAGAGAAGAAAGCAAAAAAAACCUCCCCAUCCGCAAGAGCAAUAGUGCACAGGUGUGUCUGUGUGUGUGUGUGCACACUUUUUUCUUUAUUUCUUCAAUUGUUGAAAGGGAAAUUAGUGAAAACGCGGUGUACCCUCGCGUGAAGUGUGGUGUGUGCAGUAAAGAGGGAAACAAAGGGAAGGGGAAGCAAACAGAAGUGCGAGGGCGUGUGUGCGAGGGAGCGCGGGAGUUUGCCCAAACCUUUUGCCGCUUUUGGUUUGAAUUAAUUUGAAUUAAAACGGUAGCGAAACGGUGUGAAUAGUGCGCAAACCCGAAGCAACCGAAGCUUUGACGUGCUCACGUGUGUGUGUGUGUGCGGUUGUUUUCUUUCUUUUUUUUUGCUUUCUUUGCUGCAAGUCAGUUUUAAAUCGAGGCAGGCUGUGUGCACCGAAGAAUCUCGCAAACACUUUGACAUUUCGCUCCAAUUUUUUUUUGCUUUGGAGGACACUGAGGACACAACACGCACCGAGGAGACAGGGAAGUUUAUUGUUUGUUUUGUGCGCGGGCGAAUAGUUUGGCCGUUUGGUGGAAAUUUGCUGAACCAAACGCAAAGGAAGAAGUCGUUCCCACGAUUCGACGCCGGUGAAAAAUCCCAAGCAUUCCAGCGUGAUCUUGUACGCCGGUGGCCAAAGUAAGGGUGUGUUGAUGUUAUCAUGUUAAACGAAAAACAACAAAAAAUGAACACUCAAACAAUGUCUUUGUGGUCGAGUUUUUAGAACAUAGCGGUCUUCCCAAUGUCCAGAUUAAUGGAACCUGAUGACAUCCAAACCAACACAAAAACAGGACAUUGGAAAAAUGCGCAUCAGUCCAACGACAUCGCGAUCGAAACGUCACUGGAUGCCAGCGAUGUCACAUGCUUCUGCCCUGAAUAACAACAUGUGCGUGAACGGCACAUUCUUUGACCGCCGAAACUGGUUCUACGCUGAAGAUCGACCUCCUCUGCUCGAUCCCUUGCACACCCCACAAAGCUUCCAGCACCGGACACACCGGAUUCGACGGGCCGACCGACGAGACACGAAGAUGGGCCCGACAGAUAAGCUAACCACCGCUGACCGACGCCACCACCACCGCACGAUGACCGCACCGCCGCCAGCUCGCUGGGCACUGGGCGGUGUAACGAUGUGUCUAUUGCUUCUCACAGCGUCCGUCGUACAGACAGGGCCUGUGAUCCGAUCGCGACGCAUGAUCCGCGAGAUUUAUGUCGAAAAUUCGGCCGCAUCCCCAGCGGCACCAGAAACCGUCCCGGCCGAGAUGCCUACCAGCACCGCCAGCAACGCAACGGCAAGUGACAUGUGCCUGUACGAUGGUUCCUACAUUGAGCGAUCGGCGAUAGCGUGCGAGAAGAAGCACGGUUGCCGCGCGAUACAGAAGACGGGCGAAUGCUGCCCCGACUACCAGUGUGAAUGUCAACGCGACGGCAAAACGUACGCGAACGGUGAGAAAGUCUUUGAUCCGAACACGCCUUGCCGUGCCUGCUACUGCCAAGGAGGUGAAAUUACCUGCAGUGAAGUGAGCUGCUACAAACGCAACGACUGUGAUCCGAAGUACAUCCCCGGACGAUGCUGUCCAGAGUACGACAACUGUCCCCCACUAGAAAACUUCAAAAUCACAGACUCGAACGCAAAGGAUACCGCACACAACGAACGACACGACGAGGAAACGAACGAAGUGAAGGGAAACUAUGCUGCCGAGGCCGAGGACCUGACAGGAUCCGGACUUCAAAAGCAACAGCCAACGACGGCAACGCCAACAACGCCACCACCGCCCACCGUUACACCGUCGAUGCCGAACGAUAAUCCGCUCGGUAUCAAGAUCAAAGAAAUCACCAAAGCGGAAGAGAUUCGUCUGACCGACAAUCGUCCCAGUGCGGAAGAGCAGCAGCAACAGCAACAACAACAACAGCAACAACAGCAACAGCAGCAACAAUUGUUGGCUAGUCGCGAAACAAUUGCCGCAUCAUCUUCACCCCAAAGCGAGGAGCUCGUCAAUCUCGAACACUUGGACGUUCACGUGCCGGACGAUGAUGGCGAGAACGGGACAAAGAUUGUACGCCACACCGAUGCCGACGGUAUGCGCUCGGAGGUGAAUAGCGGUGAGCAGCGGAAGGACUCUAGCGCGAGUGAGGAAUCGCUCAAAACUACCUCGGCGGAAAACCGUCUGGAAUCGAGCGAAGCUUCCACGAUCGGUACGGUGUCAUCGACCUUAUCCGAGUCGGACGAAUGGAUGGACGUGAAGGAAUUUUCCGACUCAUCCACCUGGUCGUCUUCAAGCUCUGUGUCCGUCAGCACCACGACGCAGGCACCCUCGAUGGCUCCCUCCACCAGUGGACCUUCGUCCCACGAUGAAGAGGUCGUAUCGGAGAGCAAUAUGAAGCCAUCGAAACAGGACAAUGCACUCCCAGCCGUGGUUCAGAUUGGCGAUAAGCUCGUGAUUGUGGACCACAAUCAACCGAAACCCAUCACCGUGAUUCAGGUGGAGGAAGUGGAAGGUCUACAGCGAGGAGAGGAUGACAGUGUGUACGAUCAGGAGAUGUAUACCGAGCGUAGCCUUCCGGCAGCCGUCGAGAGUGGUCGUGAGUCAUCGAAGAAGCUGAAGCUUCAUCAUUCGGCCGAAGUGGAGCAGGAGACACUCUCCACGCAAGCGGAUUCUAGUGCUGCGUACGAAACAGUUUACCAUUCCGGAUCUACCGAGCAGGGUGGCGGUUCUUCGGAGGAGAUCUUCGAGACGCAACUCUACACCGAGGGACCGGAAGAUGCCGCUGUUUCGGCGGAACGGAACGACACACAGCGCGGUGAACCACUGUCGGUGAGCAAGGAAGAGUUUCUUCACAUGGGCGACUCGCAAGAGCCGGCAAAGAUUCGACAGGAGGAAGAUCACACGACAAGUGGACCCGUUGCUAGCUCCAGUACAUCGUACAGUAGCACCGAGGAAGGCAGCACCACCAUGUCCGAUUUGCCCGUUUCGUUGAGCUCCGAAGCUUCCGGCGAUGAGAUGAUUUACGAUACGCAUUUUUACACCGAAGGACCGAGCACAUCGUCGGAGGAGCAUGGUCCAACGCUAGGCACGGGCUCGGAAGAGUCCUCAACCGCAGGCAGUACGUACGUGCCGCGUCACACUGUCCCGGUAGCGGAUGAGUUAGCCCCACCGCGCGAAACCUACAUCGAAGACAACGAACACGAGCUCAUCCAUCCUGGGUUCCAGCCCAUUCCGGAAGAUUUUAGCCUUCCCCAGCUGGAUCAGCCGGCAAUGGAGAUGGAAAUGGAGCAUCACGCUGCCGCACCGAAGCAGGAAAAGAUUCUUUCCGAUGUGCUGAACUUGAAGCACAACAUGUCCUCGACCACGGGUCUUCCGGUGGGUAGUGCGGAAUUGACGACCACCUCGGAAGCUUCGAGCCAGGAGGAAACGUCCAACUCCCCAUCGUGGUUGAAAGAAGAUCCCCAACCGCAGCUACGCUCACCGGGCGAACCACUACUAAUUCCCGAGUGGGAGCGAAUGAAUGGUACGACCGGCGGCAGCAGCAGCAGCAGCAACAGCUCCUCCGAGGAAGAUCUCCGAUCCGAUCAGGAUGCAAGCGGUGGUGGCAAUGAGCCAAGCGAUUUCCAGGUGCUAAAGAUGGGCUCGGAAGAAUACGUAGACGCUGGCAGCGAGGGCAGCGGUUCCGAGCAUCCAACCUCUCCGGCCACCUCGGCCAAGACGUCAAAGGCCGAAGACCGGUCGGAAGAGGACGACGAGCCGGAGGGUAAAGCAAAGGAACCGACUUCGGAGGCAGUGGAAUCGGCCGCCAAUGCUAUUCUCGAUAUCGAUUCUCCCGCGGCAACGAACGCCACCGACGGUCAGUCGGAUAGUGUCAAGCACAAUCCAAAGAACGAUGUGGAGAGUUUGAAGUACGAUGAGGAUGAGAACAAUGCCACCGCCGAGGAGGCCAUCCCCAAGAAGGUGCAGCAGCUUGAGUCCAGCGAGCAGGACGUGACAGCGGGCAGUGUGCAAGCGCCCACGUUGACCAGUGUUUGAAUUCCCCGUACCGGUGGAAACAAUAGCAAAAACAAACCCCUCUGGUGCCAGUUUUAACAAGCCCCCUCCCCCCUUUUAAGCACAGUGACACAGUCCUCGGAAAGGUUAAGCAAGCAGAGCAAUGUAGUGUGGUGUAGGAUAUCAUCUUGGUUAUCUGCAGACGUGCCAUCAUGUUGAAGAUUUCCUCAAAAAUGGCAAUGAUCAGGUUGAAACCAUCUCAGAAGAACAGAAGAAAAUGGGACAAACAAACAAACAACAAAAAGCUAGCGUAACACGAAGGCUUUCUCAAGGUCUCUUCAUCGGCAUUAGGCAUUCAUGGGAAGGUUCAUGUACAGUCGUUUGAUUGAUUGAUUCAAAAUCCUUACGUUUAUUGACAGCCGA